This is a messenger RNA of Panonychus citri (citrus red mite), 3833 nucleotides long. RefSeq names its product bifunctional glutamate/proline--tRNA ligase-like. The record is from RefSeq and is a predicted model, not a curated record. Gene Ontology annotation, molecular function: proline-tRNA ligase activity; ATP binding; glutamate-tRNA ligase activity. Gene Ontology annotation, cellular component: aminoacyl-tRNA synthetase multienzyme complex; cytoplasm. Bases 100 to 3777 code for a protein of 1225 amino acids. The transcript has a single exon. Gene Ontology annotation, biological process: prolyl-tRNA aminoacylation; translation; glutamyl-tRNA aminoacylation. NCBI's taxonomy places the organism in Eukaryota, Metazoa, Arthropoda, Arachnida, Trombidiformes, Tetranychidae.
GUCAAGUGAAUUUUAAAAAUUCAAUUUUAAAUUUACUUUUCUGUUUUCCCAGAAAAUCAAAAUUUGUUUUUCGAAUGUAAAUUUGUUGAUAUAAUUGCGAUGUCAGAUAAUAAAGACGAAGGUAAAUAUACUGAUUUACCAGGAAAUGUGGAUGAAAUUGUUGUUAGAUUUCCUCCUGAGGCGAGUGGUUAUCUUCACAUCGGUCAUGCAAAAGCUGCUCUUCUUAAUCAACGUUACCAAUUGGCUAAUAAAGGUAAAUUGGUUUUCCGAUUUGACGACACAAAUCCUGAGAAAGAGAAAGAGGAUUUCGAGCAAGUGAUCAGGGAAGAUGUUCAACUGUUGGAAAUCCAGCCUGACAUCCGUUCCCAUACCUCGGAUCAUUUUGAGGUGAUGAUGGUUAAGUGUGAAGACCUAAUCAAGAGAGGAUUGGCUUUUGUGGAUGACACACCGGCUGAUGUGAUGAAAAGUGAGAGAGAGACAAGAACCGAGUCAAAGAAUCGCAACAACAGUGUAGAUGUUAAUCUAAACCUGUGGAACGAGAUGAAGAAAGGAAGUGAAAUUGGUAAAAAGUGUUGUGUCCGAGCAAAGAUUGACAUGAAUUCCAACAACGGUUGUAUGAGAGAUCCAACAAUCUACCGGUGCAAAGAAAUGGCUCAUCCCAAGACCGGUGACAAAUACAAAGUUUAUCCUACUUAUGAUUUCGCUUGUCCAAUUGUGGACAGUUUAGAAGGUGUGACUCAUGCACUACGAACAACUGAAUAUGAGGAUCGAGAUGAACAAUUUGCUUGGUUCAUUAAAGCGAUGGGACUAAGAGAAGUUUAUAUUGUCUCAUAUGCGCGUUUAAAUAUGAUGAAUACUGUUUUAUCCAAGAGAAAGUUAACUUGGUUUGUGGAUCAAGGAAUCGUUGAUGGUUGGGAUGACCCUCGAAUGCCAACAGUUCGAGGUAUCCUUCGUCAUGGAUUAACUGUUGAAGGAUUGAAACAAUUCAUCAUCGCCCAAGGAUCUUCUCGAUCAGUGGUGUUUAUGGACUGGGAUAAGAUUUGGAGUUUCAAUAGAAAGAUUCUCGAUGCUACUUGUAUUCGUCUAAUGGCCAUUGAAGAAAAAGAUUGUGUCACAUUGAAUUUAGAUUGUGUCGAUGGAACAAUUGAAAUGCCGGCUCAUCCUAAGAGAACUGAUUUACCAGCACUCAAAGUCUCGGUUGGACCAAAGAUACUCAUUGAACAAAUUGAUGGUCAACAAAUGAAAGAAGGUGAUAAAGUAACGCUGAUGGGUUGGGGUAACGUAAUUGUUUCCAAAAUUACAAAAGAUGCUACAGGAAAGGUCAUUUCUAUUGAUGGUAAAUUGGUAUUGGGAGACAAAGACUUUAAGAAAACAUUGAAAAUCGCUUGGCUUAAAGGAGAAAGUCAUGUGAGAGCAAAGUUCAUUUACUAUGAACAUCUUUUGAUAAAAUCAUGUUUGGGAAAAGACGAUGACUUCAAAGAUUUUAUCAACAAAGAUAAUGUCAGAAUUGUUGAUUUCCUAGUUUCUGAUACAUUUUUAUCCGAGCAAAAGAAAGGAAAAAUAUUCCAAUUCUUGAAGCGAGGAUAUUUCAUCGUUGAUAGUGAAUAUGAUGAGAAGACUAUUCCUCAUAUUGGUAAAGCGAAACCGACUCAAUUAAUCUCGAUUCCCGAUGGAACCACCGAUCUUAAUAUUUACCCGUUGGGUAUACAAAAAUGGAAGAAGAAGAUCCGGGAAGAAAGUGCUAAAUUAGGUCAAGAUGUUCCAAAAGGAAAGAGUAAAAAAAAUGAAAGUACCGAAAAAGGAGUGGAAAAGCUUCAUAAGAAUUACGAUGAAAUUGAUCCAUCAAGUGAACUCGGUAGUGUCCUUCAAGCGCUUGAAGUGAUUGGUGAGAAUAUCCGUCAACUAAAAUCUGCUAAUUCGGAUAAGAAGAUUAUCCAAGAAAAUCUAAAAAUUUUAGUAUUGAUGAAAGAGAGAUUCAGAUCAAUCACGGGAGAAGAUUAUGUUUCUCCUCCACCACCAAAAUCUGAAUCGAAAUCUGAAAAAUCAGAUAAACAAAAGAUCGAAGAUAAUGUGAAAUCGCUACUCGAAUUGAAAACAGAGUCAAAACCAACACCGGCACCAACCAAGAAUCAAACAAAUAAAAAUGAGAGUAAACAAAAGACUUUAAAAGAAAAUAAAAAGUGUGCACCUAAGAAAGAAACUGUCAAAACGGAAGAUAAAUCAAAUGUUGGUGGAUCCAAGAAACAAUCUCGACUUGGAAUCGAAGUUGGAAAGAAUGAAAAUCUGGCCGAUUGGUACACUGAAGUAAUUACUAAAUCAGAAAUGAUUGAAUAUUAUGAUGUCAGUGGAUGUUACAUUUUACGUCCUUGGGCAUUUGCGAUUUGGGAAAUGAUUCAGAAAUAUUUAGACGAUGGAAUCAAAUCUCUUGGAGUGGAAAAUGUUUACUUUCCAAUGUUUGUCUCUCAAUCGGCUUUGGAAAAGGAGAAAACUCAUAUUGAGGAUUUUGCCCCUGAAGUGGCCUGGGUAACCAAAUCAGGACAAUCCGAGUUAGCCGAACCAAUUGCCAUCCGUCCAACAUCAGAAACUGUCAUGUAUCCCUCGUUUGCCAAAUGGUGUCAAUCUCAUCGUAGUUUACCAAUCAAAGUGAACCAAUGGUGUAAUGUAGUUCGAUGGGAAUUCAAGAAUCCAACUCCUUUCUUACGAACUCGUGAAUUCUUAUGGCAAGAAGGUCACACAGCUCAUGCGGAAAAAGAAGACGCAGUUAAGGAAGUUCAUCAAGUUCUCGAUUUAUAUACAUCAGUAUAUGAACAUCUUCUCGCAGUUCCGGUGAUUAAGGGAAAGAAAACAGAGAAGGAAAAGUUUGCUGGUGGCGAUUUCACUACAACUAUCGAAGGAUACAUUGGAUCUAAUGGUCGAGGAAUCCAAGCAGCGACUUCUCAUCAUUUGGGUCAGAAUUUCAGUAAAAUGUUCGAAAUUAUAUUCGAAGAUCCAAAUGAAGCCGGUAAAAAGCGAUACGCUUAUCAAAAUUCAUGGGGCCUUACAACUCGAUCAAUCGGAGUGAUGAUUAUGGUUCAUUCGGAUGAUAAAGGGCUCGUCUUACCUCCUAAUAUUGCUCCAUAUCAAGUAGUAAUUGUGCCUUGUGGAAUCACAGCGACAACAAGCGAAGAAGAUAAAAGUAAACUGAUGGACGAAUGUAAUAAAUUAAACUCGUUGCUUGUUUCAGCCAAAAUUAGAUCAAAAUGUGACCUUAACGAACAUUAUUCGCCUGGAUGGAAAUUCAAUCAUUGGGAAUUGAAAGGAGUUCCAAUUAGAAUUGAAUUAGGUCCCAAAGACUUGGUCAAGAAACAGUUUGUUGUCGCUCGUCGAGAUACUGGUGAUAAAGUUACUUUCAAUUUAGACAAUGCUACUAAAGAAAUUAGUAAAUUGCUAAAUGAUAUGCACACAAAUCUGUUCGAAGCAGCCAAGAAGAAUCGAGAUGAUCAUUUAGCUGUGGUAACUGAAUGGGAAUCUUUUCUCAGUAAAUUAGACGAAAAGUGUUUGUUGAUUGCUCCAUUUUGCGGUGAACCAGUUUGCGAGGAAACAAUUAAAAAGAACAGCUCUAAAGUUGAUCAAAGUGAUUCUAGUGGACCUUUAAUGGGAGCCAAAUCACUUUGUAUACCUUUCGAUCAGCCCAAGGAAAUUGAUGUCUCAAUGAAAUGCAUUAAUCCUCAUUGUAAAGGAAACCACAAUUUUACACUCUUUUUGGAAGAUCAUAUUAAAAACUUAUACGCAACAUAAUUUAUAAAUCAAAUUUCAAAAACUAUGAACCGAAUUAAAAAAUAUAUUUUCAAGUA